Messenger RNA from Fusarium coffeatum, 1299 nucleotides. RefSeq lists its product as uncharacterized. The transcript is spliced from 7 exons. The record is from RefSeq and is a predicted model, not a curated record. NCBI's taxonomy places the organism in Eukaryota, Fungi, Ascomycota, Sordariomycetes, Hypocreales, Nectriaceae. Bases 1 to 1299 code for a protein of 432 amino acids.
AUGCGUUUACUUUCCCUUUCCCUCCUGGUGGCCACGGCUCUAUCGGCCUUUGCCAAUGCUGCCAGCUUUGCAGAUCUGGCGGCACAGAUACCCGCCUGCGAUCUGAAAUGUGUGCAACAAGCUCUGCCAGAGUCACCAUGCUCCAUGACAAACACGACAUGUCUCUGCACUGACCCAAUAUUCGCUAGCUUGACGCAAGCUUGUGUUCUGGAAAAAUGCACAGUCAAGGACUCAUUGACUUUGAUGAGAGUCCAAAAUAUGGCUUGUGGCGUUCCAGUCCAGAGCAAGCAGAUGGAGUUCAGGAUCAAUGCUAUUAUAGCAUGUAUCAUUGCUGAGAUCGCUGUGAUACUCAGGAUCUACUCCAAGGUUACUAUCCUCGGCAAGCUGGGCAUUGAUGACUAUUUCAUCAUGAUAGCAGCUUGUGCUACAGUACCGUACAUAUGGCUUGCUUGUAGACUCGCUGAUCUUGGGUUCGGUCUGAACAUUUGGGAUAUCACUCCCUUUGAUCGCUUGUACGAAUUACUGAAAUUGUUCUGGAUCGAUCAGAUCAUGUACAGUGUUCAUCUGUACAGUACCAAGCUCUCCAUUCUCUUCUUCCUACGUGGCAUCUUUACAACACCAGAGUUCAAGAAAUUGACAUUGAUGAUUGGAAUUUUCGUGGCUCUCUGUGGUGCCGCGACCAUGAUCACCACAGCUCUACAGUGCUUGCCCGCGAGCUACAACUGGACGAGUUGGGAUGCGGAGCACAAGGGCCAUUGCAAUGAUCUCAAUUCGCAGACUUACGCCUUUGGUGGUAUCAACAUGAUCUGCGACAUUGUCAUCCUGCUUUUGCCUUUGCCUCACUUGAUGAAGCUGCAAGUCAAGCAUCGUCAAAAGGCUCAGCUUUUCGUCAUGUUCUCUCUUGGUAUCGUUGUCACCGUGUUCAGUAUCAUCCGCCUACCCUUCCUCAUCACCCUUGGUAAAACCACCAAUCCAACAUGGGAAUACGUUGAAGUCACCAUCUGGUCCAUCUGGGAAACAGAGCUUGGCAUGGUCUGCGCAAGCCUCCCAGCUAUCCGUCACCUCUGCAAGCAUUUCUGGCCGAACGCGAUGGCUACGAUAGCUUCAAAAAUGAGCUUCACGGGCUCCAACAAGGACUCUAAUCUUGAUAAGAGCGCUGGCAGCUGGCCUGGAAGCCGUGCCACGCGCUCCAAGACAGAUAACAAGUCUUACUAUGAGCUCGAUGAGCGGAGUUUAAUCGGCAAGGGUCCAGAUCCUGCCACCAACGUAAGCACCACCAACGUGCAUGCUACGCAGUAG